AUGUCAGGAGAUAAUCACUCUUCUGCUUCAUCUCCCCCACCGGAAAAGGCAGACUUGAGAGAUGAAUCUCCAGUAGGAGAGACUCAUGAAGAGCCUUCCAGCUCUCCGUGGUGGCCUUUUGGGCUAGUUUCCGCUGCUGCGGCUGCAGUGACUGGCGGAAGUGGUACCAAUGCGGGAACAUCUCCUGACGAGGCUUCUGGCGACGACGGGCCAACAGCACCUGGAGCGGCAGGAGCAUCAGAACAGGAAGGGGAAGCAGCAGAGGCAGCAGAAAAUGAGGGGGGCGGCGGGACUGUGCGUUUCCAUCCAGAAGCAACAGAAGGGGGUAAGGGGACGGGGCGGCGACGGCGGGUGCAAGAGGACGCAGUUGCCAACAUGGGCUUUGUGGAGUUAGUUGAGAAUUUGCUGCUGGCGCAUGACAGCAGCAACAGAAGAAACUUUAGGAGCAGCAGCCUAGGGAGCAUCUUGACUGAGGCCAGCAGCGAGCCGGACAGCGAUGCCGAUUCGGUAUACAUGCGUGCGGAGCAGGAUGGCGAGGAAGAAGACGGAUGGGAGUGGGAGGCGGAGGAGAUUUCUGCCUUUGCAUCCCAAAUCCAUGCGAAGAUGCGCCAGCAGUUGGAGCAGGAGGCUGCCUUCGUGGAAAUGGGCUUUAAACGUGGCAUCGCUGUCAUGACAGGGGAACUGGGCAUUGAAGACGACACCAAGAUGCUUUUACACGAGGGUCGUCUUGCUGGUUUGGGUUUGACGCCUCUGGAUGAUGAGACCCAGGCAGAUGCGCAGAGGAUAGACCUUGGCAUGCUUCUAACUCUCACUCCAGAAAACUACG
This is a messenger RNA of Eimeria acervulina, 826 nucleotides long. RefSeq lists its product as hypothetical. The transcript is spliced from 4 exons. Lineage: Eukaryota; Apicomplexa; Conoidasida; Eucoccidiorida; Eimeriidae. The annotation marks the transcript as partial. The record is from RefSeq and is a predicted model, not a curated record.